AUGAGUCUUUCCCCAGGCCGGCACCGGUGGGUCGUCUACACGACUGAGAUGAACGGCAGAGACACGUUCUGGGAUGUGGAUGGGAGCAUGGUGCCUCCUGAGUGGCAUCGCUGGCUGCACUGCAUGACGGACGAGCCUCCCACGACAAAGCCACCCACCGCUCGGAAGUUCAUCUGGACGCGGCACAAGUUCAACGUGAGCGGCACCCCAGAGCAGUAUGUGCCUUUCUCCACCACGAGAAAGAAGGUCCAGGAGUGGGUCCCGCCAUCCACGCCGUCCACGUAGAGGGUGUGGGGCCGCGGAGACAGCAGCCCACGCCUGUGCCACGUGUGCACGCCUGCCCAUUAAACGUGUUUGCCCAAGCG
Molecule: messenger RNA, 365 nt
Organism: Carlito syrichta (Philippine tarsier)
Lineage: Eukaryota; Metazoa; Chordata; Mammalia; Primates; Tarsiidae
Product: NADH dehydrogenase [ubiquinone] 1 alpha subcomplex subunit 12
Exons: 3
Coding region: 1-285 (94 amino acids)
Biological process (GO): mitochondrial respiratory chain complex I assembly; response to oxidative stress
Cellular component (GO): membrane
Source: RefSeq, a predicted model, not a curated record